Molecule: messenger RNA, 452 nt
Organism: Staurois parvus
Lineage: Eukaryota; Metazoa; Chordata; Amphibia; Anura; Ranidae
Source: the annotation of a GenBank genome assembly
UGGUGCGCUGUGUCCCUCGGACACAGCGGAUCACCGAUCAACGGAAAGAGCCGAAGAUGUCAGCUCGGUCAUGUGAUCAGCUGUGUCCAAUCACAGCUGAUCACAUAAGUGCCACCUGUCAGUGUCCAUCAGUGCCAGCUGUCAGUGCUCAUCAGUGCCACCUGCCAGUGCCCAUCCGUGCCACAUCAAUGCCACAUAUCAGUGCCUACCAGUGUACAUCAAUGGCACAUAUCAGCUGCCUUUCAGUGUCACCUGUCAUUGCCACCUAUCAAUGCCAGUCAGUGCCACCUAACAGUGCCAGUCAGUGCCACCUAACAGUGCCAUAUAUGAGUGCUGCCUUUCAGUGCCCAUCAGUGCCACCUACCAGUGCCUCCUCAUCAGUGCCAUCUAUCAGUGUCCAUCAGUGCAGCCUAUCAGUGCCCAUCACUGCAGCCUCAUUAGUGCACAUCAGU